Messenger RNA from Dinoponera quadriceps, 1681 nucleotides. RefSeq names its product rRNA 2'-O-methyltransferase fibrillarin (gene Fib). NCBI's taxonomy places the organism in Eukaryota, Metazoa, Arthropoda, Insecta, Hymenoptera, Formicidae. The transcript has 5 exons. Gene Ontology annotation, molecular function: rRNA methyltransferase activity; RNA binding; histone H2AQ104 methyltransferase activity. Gene Ontology annotation, biological process: rRNA methylation; box C/D sno(s)RNA 3'-end processing. Gene Ontology annotation, cellular component: small-subunit processome; nucleolus; Cajal body. The coding region runs from base 123 to 1064 and encodes 313 amino acids. The record is from RefSeq and is a predicted model, not a curated record.
UUAUUUUUUAGUUCGUUCAUUUUCUGGUUGAAAUUUCUGAUUUGGGUGUGGGGCACGUGGACGCUAUACGGAGAAGUUGAGAGUAGUUUUGCCGGGAAUAGCCGAACGGUCUACAAUUCUUCAUGGGUAAGCCAGGAUUUGUGCCACCUUUUAGAGGACGAGGGAGAGUAGGAAGAGGAGACCGUGGAGGCGGUAGAGGUGGUUUCGCCGGCAGAGGUGGAGGCCGUGGGGGCGGCAGAGGCGGUGGAAGAGGUGCUCCGCGUGGGGGACGAGGUGGCGGUGGCGGCGGCGGUGGUCGUGGUGCAUUUAAAGGAGGGCGCGGAAGUCUCAAGGGAGGAAAGACUGUGUUAAUAGAACCGCAUCGUCACCAGGGUGUUUUCAUAGCCAGAGGGAAAGAGGACGUGUUAGUGACGCUGAAUUAUGCACCCGGAUCAGAUGUUUACGGCGAGAAGAGAAUCACCAUCGAGGAUACGAAGGGUGAGAAGAUUGAGUAUAGAGUGUGGAACCCGUUCAGAUCAAAAUUGGCUGCUGCUAUUCUCGGCGGUAUCGAUAAGAUCCAUAUGGAUCCAGGAAGCAAAGUACUGUAUCUAGGCGCUGCCUCUGGAACUUCCGUGUCCCACGUUGCUGACAUAGUCGGUUCGGAGGGGAUGGUCUACGCAGUGGAGUUUUCUCACAGAUCAGGCAGAGAUCUGAUAAACGUCGCCAAAAAGAGGACCAAUAUCAUUCCUAUCGUCGAGGACGCGCGACAUCCUCAAAAAUACAGAAUGCUCGUAGGGAUGGUGGACACUAUAUUUUCAGAUGUGGCGCAACCGGAUCAGGCUAGAAUAGUCGCGCUCAACGCACAGUACUUCCUCAAGAGUGGCGGGCACUUUGUUAUUUCCAUCAAGGCGAGUUGCAUAGACUCGACCGCACCACCCGAGGCAGUGUUCACACAGGAAGUGCAAAAGCUUGCUGCCGACAAACUGAAGCCGCAGGAGCAGAUCACGCUCGAACCGUACGAGAGGGAUCACGCUGUCGUGAUCGGCGUUUACAGGCCGACACCGGGUGAUAAGAAGGCUACCUAGGAUAAUGUAUAUUUAUAGUUAAGUGUACAUGUGUAAUUUCACAUAAAUUCUACUUUUACAUGUGUAAUUUCACAUAAAUUCUACUUUUAUUGAACAUCGAUCAUAUACGUUGAUCGGUGUAUAAAAUUUCGAAAAUACAAAGGGGAAUAGACGCUAAUCAUACUUGAUAAACAUAUUUGUUCGCAUUCAAAUCUCUCAGUUGUUGCCAACCCGAAAUACGCUUUGUUCGCUUCUGUAAACCGGAAAUAGGAUCGUAGGAACGUUCUAUUCUGGUAUUAAAAGCCCGAAACAGUUUGUAAUAUAAUGUCAAUGUGAAAACGCGCGCAUAUGUACAUGUAUUGUGGAAUCGGAUAUUUUGUAACAUGAGAGCACAAUUAAUUCCACUGAUACUGUACCUACCUGCCCGUAUUUGAAAAACUCGCACAUUAACGAAGAUAAUCGCAAGUAUGAUAAGGUGUUGUUUGAUUUAUAUUUUCAUACAAAUAUAUGGGGAAAAAGAAUUGGGAGGACAUGCGUUAUACGCGUUGAACGGCGUAUAACGCAUAUCCUGAUAUUGAUCAUCUUGAUAUCCAUGAGCAUAACGAUGAGAAUUUUAAUAAAUACUGGCAUUAAGGCUA